AUGCCUCAGAAUGAGUAUAUGGAACGCUUUGCCAAGCAGCAUGGCAAGCGUCUCGAUCACGAUGAGCGCAAGCGCAAGAGACAGGCCAGAGAGGGCCACGCCGGCUCCGAAAAGGCUCAGAACUACCGCGGUCUGCGCGCGAAGCUGUACCAGGAGAAGCGUCGCAAGGAGAAGAUCCAGAUGAAGAAGCAGAUCAGAGCCCACGAGGAGCGCAACGUCAAGUCCAGCGACGCCGCAGAACCAUCAAACACCCCUCUGCCCGCCUACCUGCUCGACCGCAGCAACGAGCAGAAUGCAAAGGCUCUUUCUUCCGCCAUCAAGAACAAGAGAGCCGAGAAGGCUGCCAAGUUCAGCGUACCUCUGCCCAAGGUCAGAGGUAUUGCCGAGGAGGAGAUGUUCAAGGUCGUCAAGACCGGAAAGAAGACUGCAAAGAAGAGUUGGAAGAGAAUGAUCACCAAGCCCACUUUCGUCGGCCCCGACUUUACUCGCCGUCCUGUGAAAUACGAGAGAUUUAUCCGUCCCAUGGGUCUCCGUUACAAGAAGGCCAACGUCACCCACCCCGAGCUCGGUGUCACCGUCCAACUCCCCAUCAUUUCCGUCAAGAAGAACCCCCAGAACCCCAUGUACACUCAACUCGGUGUCUUGACCAAGGGUACCAUCAUCGAGGUCAACGUCUCCGAGCUCGGUCUGGUCACCGCCGGUGGAAAGGUCGUCUGGGGUCGUUGGGCCCAGGUUACCAACAACCCCGAGAACGACGGCUGCUUGAACGCUGUUCUGCUCGUUUAA
Aureobasidium subglaciale EXF-2481 is the source of this 786-nucleotide messenger RNA. RefSeq lists its product as uncharacterized. The coding region runs from base 1 to 786 and encodes 261 amino acids. Gene Ontology annotation, cellular component: preribosome, large subunit precursor; nucleolus. Gene Ontology annotation, biological process: maturation of LSU-rRNA; maturation of 5.8S rRNA. The transcript is spliced from 2 exons. Lineage: Eukaryota; Fungi; Ascomycota; Dothideomycetes; Dothideales; Saccotheciaceae. The record is from RefSeq and is a predicted model, not a curated record.